This is a messenger RNA of Melanotaenia boesemani (Boeseman's rainbowfish), 843 nucleotides long. Its product is annotated as protein FAM177A1. Lineage: Eukaryota; Metazoa; Chordata; Actinopteri; Atheriniformes; Melanotaeniidae. The transcript has 5 exons. The record is from RefSeq and is a predicted model, not a curated record. The coding region runs from base 245 to 772 and encodes 175 amino acids.
ACCUCAACCAAGUCCAGCCCCUCGAGCCAAAGAAUGGAAGUGACGGCCCUCUUGACUUCUUGCCUCUGAUUAAAGUGUACACAGCUGUAUUUGACAUCUUGGGUUUCAAGACUGGUCCCGUCUUGUCGUUUUUCUUCAAAAGCAGUAAGCGUAGAUGGACGUACGGAACAACUCUGCCAUGACACAUGCUCCAUGAUUGUACUGAAGUCAUAAAGAAAGAGGAAAGAGUGACAUUACCUGAAGAAUGAACAGCAACCAGGAAACACCAGAUAUCCAUGAAACAGAGUUUGGAGGUUCUCCUUUGCCCAAACAAAAGAAGAUCAUCCAUUUCUCUAGUGGUGAAACUUUGGAGGUGGAAGACAGUGAGGAUGAGGAAGAAGAGGGGCAAACAACAAACACAACCCCCUUUGAAGAACCUGCAGAGAAGACAAGAUUGUCAUUUAAGAAUGUGGCCACUCUAGUUGGGAGGAUGUCACUGCUGGCUUGUGAUUUCCUCGGAGAGAGACUAGCUGGUGCUCUUGGACUUAAUUCAGCCAAGUACCAGUAUGCCAUAGAUCUGCAUCGUCGGGAACACAAGACAACAGAUGAUCACAUAAAGGGAGAAGCGGAGACAAUGCACUUCUCUCCUUCACUGGGCAGGAGGCUUUAUGGAGCAACUGAACAUAAAAACUGUCCUUCUGACCCCAAGAAGAGCUGUGAUGAGGGGCACAUGGACAGACAAAAAGGCUGUCUCAACAGAGGGUAUCAAGAAGAUGAGAACAACUUAAAAUAAAACUAAAGGAGAUGCAGCAAGAGAAUGUGAAAACCCAAUAAUGUACAGUGAAAUAAAGUAUGCUGCUUUUA